AUGGAAUGGCUUCCGGGACCUCUUCAAGAAGAAGAAGAAGAAGAAGGAGAAGAAGAAGAAGAAGAAGCGGCAGCAGCAGCAGCAGCAGCAGCAGCCCGUGCUGGAUGCGCUGCGUUCGACCGUGGACGGCGUCGUCGGAGUCGUCACCGAGUCGCGCACCGUUGGCGGCCUCUUCGCCACCUUUCACGCCAUCCGCAUGGUGGAGGAGUUCGAGCGGCGGAAGCAGGCUGGCCGGGCGGAUGCGGAUGCGGCACUGCAACCACUUGA
Molecule: messenger RNA, 267 nt
Organism: Auxenochlorella protothecoides
Lineage: Eukaryota; Viridiplantae; Chlorophyta; Trebouxiophyceae; Chlorellales; Chlorellaceae
Exons: 1
Coding region: 1-267 (88 amino acids)
Source: RefSeq, a predicted model, not a curated record